Molecule: messenger RNA, 885 nt
Organism: Rodentolepis nana
Lineage: Eukaryota; Metazoa; Platyhelminthes; Cestoda; Cyclophyllidea; Hymenolepididae
Source: the annotation of a GenBank genome assembly
AUGCUGAUUUUAUACGUAGAUCCUGGACAAUUCUUCGCCUACUCAAGUGUACCUUCCACGCACAACGGAGAGGCGACAGAUAGUCGUCCAUUGGCGAAAAGGCUCUUCUCGUCAGUGGCGGCAAAAUUGUUUCGAACGAGGGGGAAAUCUCGAAUUCUCACCCCGACGUUCCAUCAAUAUGAGCAAGUUGUGGCGCAGUCUUCACACUCAUCGCCCGCGGUGAAUCCAAAUGCCUCCAAUUCUGCCUUCCAAAGUCAACAAUCGGCCCCCACCUUCCCCGUUACCUCUUUGCCUGUACAUACCGCUAAUGGAGUGAUUCAAAUCGACUUGAAGCAAAGUAACCCAACUCUGAUUGUGAAUGGGCAUCCUUUGUUGCAAUAUCAACAAAUACCUCAACAACAAUAUCAACAACAACAACAACAGCAACAGCGGGGAACAGAAACAAUGAAUCGGGGCACCAACUACUUUCCAACUUUCAGUAAUCGCCAACCGGAGUCUUCUGUGGUUUACCAAAGUGUUCAGGGCGAAUCUGAUGCAGACAGCCUUGCUGCAAGCACAAUGAGUCCCGAAUACGCAUCGGCCAGUCUUCUAGGUGGACAGACGGGCAAUGGAAUGCCCUAUGUGCCAGGAAUGGUGGGUGGUGGUUGGGGUGUGGGUGAUUACUCAACAGCUCAGCGCCAGCUUGUUGACGUAUCCACGUCAACACAGCCCAUGAUGCAACCUCCCUACUACAUACCCCAGUCUUCUCAACAUCAGCAGAACUCCGUGGCAGUUGCUACAGCUUAUGCUUGGGCUUCUCCCAAUGGAGCUUUCAUCCAACGAUCCCUCUCCCAACAGCAAUUUCAUCAACCUUUCUGGGCUCCCCAAACAGGUGAACAUCGAUGA